Messenger RNA from Chlorocebus sabaeus (green monkey), 1185 nucleotides. It is a transcript of the gene RAMAC, whose product is annotated as RNA guanine-7 methyltransferase activating subunit. Lineage: Eukaryota; Metazoa; Chordata; Mammalia; Primates; Cercopithecidae. Gene Ontology annotation, biological process: RNA 5'-cap (guanine-N7)-methylation. The record is from RefSeq and is a predicted model, not a curated record. Gene Ontology annotation, molecular function: RNA binding. Gene Ontology annotation, cellular component: mRNA capping enzyme complex.
UGAUUGUUGGAUUCUAGAGGAAGGGGCUCCGUUACAUUGGAGAGCUGGAGUGGUCUGGAGUUCCACGGUGUGGUGAGUCAGAGGUCACCUCUCCUGCGGCUUCUCAGUGUCUCGCCGGCGAGGUUCGGCCCGAGUUGGAUAGACAUAGCCCUUGGCCGAUUUAAACAACCUAAUAAGCAAUACAGCUGCCUCAAAUCUUUGGGAAUUUCAGAAUGACUGACACCGCCGAAGCUGUUCCAAAUUUUGAAGAGAUGUUUGCUAGUAGAUUCACAGAAAAUGACAAGGAGUAUCAGGAAUACCUGAAACGCCCUCCUGAGUCUCCUCCAAUUGUGGAGGAAUGGAAUAGCAGAGCUGGUGGGAACCAAAGAAACAGAGGCAAUCGGUUGCAAGACAACAGACAGUUCAGAGGCAGGGACAACAGAUGGGGGUGGCCAAGUGACAAUCGAUCCAAUCAGUGGCAUGGACGAUCCUGGGGUAACAAUUACCCGCAACACAGACAAGAACCUUACUAUCCCCAGCAAUAUGGACAUUAUGGUUACAACCAGCGGCCUCCUUACGGUUACUACUGAUAGAAAUGUUGGCAGCUUUUAGUAAAAGCAUUUACUCUGUUACCAUGACAAAAGUUUGGGUGUCUUCUGUUGGUCAUAGUUUUAUAUCUGAUUUUAGAGAAUGGAUUAUUGAUUUUGUGGAAGUUGAGACUUUAAAAAAAAAUAGAUCUUACUUGCGAGAUGCGAUGGUUGCUGGGAAUACCUGAAAUUGUGGAUUAUAUUGCUUGACUUCUACCUCAGAAUCUUCUUUGUUUCAUGACUUAAUAGUGCUAUGAGUUUGGUAUAUUAUUUGACCUCUAGGAGUUCUUUGUUUUACACAGAAAUAAAAAUUUUUAAAUAGAAAAUGCUUACUUUUACUUUGUAAGGUAAGAGAGUAUCCAUAUGCUUAGAUGUGUUCGUUUCUAAAAUUCUAGAGGUUGAUAUAAUCAGCUCAUGAAUGCACAGCUAUGCUUCUUGUGAUAGAUUGUACAUAACAUCAGCAGUUGAAAGGUAAAACAAUCGCUUUUUUUUUGCUUUUGCUUUUGUAAAGUACUAUGGUACUUUGUGAUUCCUUACUCUAUAGAUGAGUCAGCAUCACAUUUAUUUGGGUUUCUUUUUAGAGGAAAAUCAGUAAUAAAGCUGUAAAAUAAAGAAGGAA